AUGGCUGUGAUCCUCACAAUGACGGUUGAAGUGCUAGUUCCAGCACUUGUAGUUGUAGUUGCACUGGGAUUGACUGGAUUGGUUGUAGUAAAAGAGCAAGCAAACAUGAUUGAUGCCAAUACUGUGACUGCAAGUUUCAUUAUGCUAGUUUGCAAAGUUGUAAUGGUUGUUUGA
Batrachochytrium dendrobatidis JAM81 is the source of this 174-nucleotide messenger RNA. RefSeq lists its product as uncharacterized. NCBI's taxonomy places the organism in Eukaryota, Fungi, Chytridiomycota, Chytridiomycetes, Rhizophydiales. The transcript has a single exon. The coding region runs from base 1 to 174 and encodes 57 amino acids. The record is from RefSeq and is a predicted model, not a curated record.